This is a messenger RNA of Astyanax mexicanus (Mexican tetra), 6665 nucleotides long. Its product is annotated as protocadherin alpha-C2. Gene Ontology annotation, molecular function: calcium ion binding. Gene Ontology annotation, cellular component: plasma membrane. The record is from RefSeq and is a predicted model, not a curated record. Bases 362 to 3397 code for a protein of 1011 amino acids. Gene Ontology annotation, biological process: homophilic cell-cell adhesion. The transcript has 4 exons. Lineage: Eukaryota; Metazoa; Chordata; Actinopteri; Characiformes; Acestrorhamphidae.
GGAGCGAGAGAGAGAGAGAGAGAGAGAGAGAGAGAGAGAGAGAAAAGAAGAGAGGAAGCGUUAGGCAGUACCCGUGUCAGGGGAAACAAGGACCAGCCUCGCGGUAAAAAGAAGGAAAAAAGGAAGAAGUGUAAGGACAAAGGACAGAACAUGGAGGGAGCAGGAAAAUGUCCGUUUAACGAGGCAGCGGAGAGGAGAUUCUGGUCGUCCAGCACAUAGCCAAGGUACAACGGACAGCUCCCCACCUUUUUUUAACCCCCUCUUUUUUGUGGCUUUUUGAUGCCGUGGCGCAAGCAAUCGCACAGCAAGCUCGAAAGACGGAAACAUUUUUUAAUCCGUCUGCAGAUUGUGCCAGCUUGCGAUGGCUGUUGAGGGGCGAUGCAGAAGCACAAAGGAUAACGCGCCUCUUUGUUUUUAUUUCGUCGUCGUUUUUGUACUCAGUGGCCUUACAAAUGCACAAAUUCGCUACACGAUUCCAGAAGAGCUGGAGACCGGGGCUGUGGUUGGGGACAUCGUCCGAGAUUUAGGACUUGACCUGCGAACGCUUUCGGCUCGACGUAUCAGAAUAAGCUCGGACAGCGCCAGGCGCUACUUUAACAUCAACCACAAAACUGGUAAGCUUUUGGUCAGUGACCGGAUCGACCGUGAGACCCUCUGCGAGUUCAGAGACGCCUGCCUUCUUAACCUCGAGGUGGUCGUGGAAAAUCCCCUAGAGGUGCACAACGUGGAGGUGGAGAUCUUGGACGCAAACGACAACGCGCCCCUUUUCCCCCGAGACGAGUACCAGCUGGAGAUCUCUGAGGCGGCUAAACCUGGCGCGCGGUUCCCCAUCGAGGGCGCGCAGGACUCGGAUGAUGCCUCGAAUUCAGUGCGCCAUUAUCGCCUCUCGACAAACGAGCACCUCGCGCUGGACUCAAAUAAGCCACCUGCUAAUGGAAAGCACAUUGAACUCGUUCUAAAAAAGCCGUUCGAUCGCGAACUGGUGCCAUCUCAUCAGCUCGUGCUCACAGCCACGGACGGUGGCUCUCCUCCGCGCUCUGGCACAGCCAAAAUCAAUGUGCGUGUUUUGGACACCAACGACAACGUGCCCAAGUUCGACAGCUCUGUGUACAAAGUGAAACUGAGAGAGAAUUCGCCUAUUGGCGCUCUGGUGAUCAAACUUAAUGCAACUGAUCGGGACGAGGGCACCAAUGGAGAUGUUUAUUACUCCUUCAGUUCAUACACACCUGAAAGGGUUCGACAGAUGUUCAGCAUGGACACAGAUACUGGAGAGAUUCGAGUCAAAAGUAACGUGGACUUUGAGGAGACCAACAGUUACGAAAUGUACAUCCAGGCUAUGGACCGGGGCCAUGGGGCAGUUGCAGUGCACUGUAAAGUAGUGGUUGAGGUUCUGGAUGUAAAUGAUAACCCACCUGAUAUUGUGCUCUCCACUCUCUCUAGCCCAGUGAGGGAGGAUGCUCGAGCUGACACUGUGGUGGCCCUGAUCAGUGUCAAUGACCGUGACUCUGGCCAAAACAAACAAGUCACCUUAGAUAUCAUUCCCCCCAACCUGCCUUUUAAGAUAAAAUCAUUCAGGAACCACUACACCAUUGUCACCUCAGCCUUUCUGGACAGAGAAGCAGUAUCCUCAUACAAUGUUACAAUCACUGCAGUUGACGGAGGAACUCCAGCUCUCUCCUCAUCCAUGGUCAUACGUGUUGAAGUGGCGGAUGUAAAUGACAAUCCGCCUCGAUUUGAGCAAACAUCUUACACUGUCUAUGUCACUGAAAACAAUGCUCCAAGUGCUCCUUUGUGUGUCGUCAAAGCCACAGAUCCUGAUGCCAAUGAAAAUGCACGCAUCACUUACACUGUCUUGAAUGACAACAACCAUGGGAUCUCAGUGGCAUCAUAUGUUUCCAUCAAACCUGCCACAGGUGAGGUGUAUGCCCUGCGCUCUUUUGACUUUGAGAAGCUGCGAGAGUUCCACUUCCAGGUGAAAGCUCAAGACAACGGUGUACCUCCCUUAAGUCGCGUGGCAACUAUCUACGUUUACGUCAUGGACUCCAAUGACCAUGCCCCACGGUUUGUCCACCCAGCAUCAAAUGUGUCACACACAGUGGAAACAAUCCUCCGGAAUGCAGAGGCAGGUGUCCUGGUAACACGUGCACUGGCAUGGGAUGGGGAUGCAGGACAAAAUGCCUGGCUGCUGUAUGCACUCGAACACCCUGCUGAGCUUGACUUGUUUAAGGUGCAUGAGCACACAGGUGAGAUCCGAACCACACGACGUGUUUAUGAAGACAACUCUACUGUCUUCAGCCUUACAGUGCAUGUAAGAGAUCAUGGCCUGCCACCACGUUCUGCCUCUGCCACCAUUAAUGUGGCUGUCAUGGAACUGCCACCAAAAGUGGCACCUGAUCCCAAACGCAUCAUCAGGCCUCAUGGCACUCUUAUCUUCUCCAAUGUUACACUAUACCUCAUUGUUGCCCUCACUGCCACCACCUUCGUCUUCCUGGUCACUGUCUUUGUUUUAGCCAUUGUGCGCUGCCAUGCCUACUGCAGCCAACCUGAUGCAUGUUCCUGCUCACCUUGCUGUGGAACUAAAAAGAAGAAGCCUCCCAAAGAAGGUGGCGGUGGCGGGGGAGGGGGUGGAGGUGGUGGGGCCUCAGGUGGAGGUGGAGGAGGAGGAGGAGGAGGAGGAGGAGGUGGAGUAAACCAGCAACAACAGGCUGUGGCCCUAAGGAGGGACCUUAAAGUAGAACCUCACUACAUUGAGGUCAGAGGAAAUGGCUCUUUGACCAAAACCUAUUGCUACAAGACCUGCCUAACAGCCACUUCAGGAAGUGACACAUUCAUGUUCUACAACACAGGCCGGCCACUGAGCGGGACCUGGGGCUCAGGGGCUGAGCGAUUCUUCACAAGCCAGAGUGGACAGUUUGUGCGAAGGCUUAGUAUGCCCGAUGCCACAGCCAUACAGCCCAAGGCUCCCAAUGCAGAUUGGAGAUACUCGGCUUCACUUAGAGCAGGAAUGCAAAGCUCUGUCCAUAUGGAAGAGUCCUCGGUGAUGCAGGGGGCCCAGGGAGUUCUGGUGCAGAAUUGGCCCACCGUCUCCAGUGCUGCUGAUAAUGAAGGUGGGGAAGUGUCUCCUCCCGUAGGCGCUGGUGUGGACAGUAACAGCUGGCAUUUCCGGUACGGCCCAGGCCCUGGCGGACCCCCUCCUCAUCUAAAGCCUGGCGAAGUCCCACCUGAAGCCUUCAUCAUCCCUGGUUCACCUGCCAUCAUCUCUAUCAGACAAGGGCAGGAUGGCGAUGACAAGAGUGACUUCAUCACCUUUGGCAAGAAGGAGGAGGCCAAAAAGAAAAAAAAGAAGAAGAAGGAGAAGAAGGACAAGAGGGAUAAAGGGAAAGAUGACGAUGAGUAGGAAGGGAAAGGAAGAGGUUAAAAAAUUGUGUGUGUAAGACAGAGAUUUCAACAGGAGUCUGCAAUGAUUCAAACAGCAAAUAUUUAAUUUUGUGUCUGCAAGAAGCCUCUAAUUAAGAUCUUUAGACUGGUUUCAUGUAUAAUUCUAUUAGAUUUGGCCUUACACAGAUUACUGUCAACCACAUUCUCUUUGAUGACGUAACUGAUGAUUUGAUAUGAUGGAUUAAUUUUGUUCUUGCCUCACAGUGCCUAGCCAUCCAGUCCUCUAAGCGUUCGGGUGUGGGUGCGUGUGUGUUUGUGUGUGUGAGAGAGAGAGAGAGAGAGAGAGAGAGAGAGAAAUAGAAACAAAUAGAGAGAUAGAGAGAGACUAAGGGAAAAGGCACACAAUAUUAGACAGACAGGGUUAUUGUCACUCCACCCCCUUUCUUGUUCAGGCUGCUGUUGACACCUCUGUCUUAUGCUUCCACGUGGUUCUUGUUUUCCAAUCUUAUCAGAGAGGGAGGCAAAAUCAGAUAUAAAAAAAAAAGUUCAAAAGCAGUGCACCACAUACCAAGUUAUGACUGAGAAAAGGAUGAACAAAAAAUGACAGUGGAGGAAAAGCAAAGCAGUAGGAAAGAAAAGUAGUUUUGGAAUUAAAAGGAAAGCUUUGAGACCUGGAAGUGGGACAUGCACUAGUGUAAAUAUGGCAGCAAUGGAAGAGAGCACCCGCCAUGCUGUACAGUAAAAUGCAGUGACAACGCUAAACAAAUGCUUCUGCUCACUCUGUUCUCUAUCCAUGUGUCCACAACGGAGGAGCAUCUCAGAUGAACAAAGAGAGACAAAGAACGCUUUCACCUGAGACUCUUCAAAAGAACGAAAGUUAAAAGAGACCAGUUUGCGGGAGAGAGUAAUAGUGGUCUGUGUUCACGCAAAAUGAAAGAAAAACACUGCUAAAUGUUGAAAUGCAAGCACAUUUUGUUUUGUUUAAUACUGUUUUGUUACUUGCGCUCUCUCCCAGCAAUUGUAUAGGUGUACUAUCUGAAAAUGUAAAUUGAUUCCCCAGCCAUACACACACACACACUCUCAUACUCACAUACAUCUUAAACAGGGUCAGAAAUCAGCACUCUGCUACCAACAGCACUCUUCUCCCCCCAGCAGCAUGAUUACCCUUCUUUGUUUUUCAAGAGAAGUAGCUGUGCCUUGGAAUAGCAAAUUGCUGAACAGGGCAAAACUGGGGGAAACUUCUUCAGGAAGAGACAGAGUGUGGAAUUCAACAGGAAACUCUUGGACUUGAAAAAAUGGACAAAGCUGCUGAUUAGCAAGAGGGAUGCUUUGGUUGCAUCUCUUCUUUUCACUAGGGGUUAAGCUAUGUAGGCAGCAGAGAAUUUGAUUCUACAAAAAAAUGUAGAUAGCUAGAAAUGAAUACUUAGGUGCAUAGAUGACCUGAGUGAACAGUACAUCUAAAGAACAGUGUUGGCACGGAUGAACAAAACUUACAACCCUUAUCACUCUUGUACCCUGAAAACUUCCCUUUUCUGGCAGUGGCCUGAAGCUUACGCUGUGAAUGUCUGGUAUCGCUGCCCAUAUAUUAUACAAUAUUUUCUUUUAUUUCAACCUGUUUUUUUUUUGUUGUCGUUUGUUUGACUAUUUGUUCGUUUUUCCCUGUGCCUGCUUCCUAAUUAAUCUGAGGGUGCAGUGUGUGGAUCUUGUCCUGUACAAAGUAACCCUGACUUUCUCUGCCUGGAGGACUAACACACACAUCAGCACAAUCAAAUAACAAAUUUUGUCUGAUUUUUCAGUUUUUGUUGAAGUGGAAACAAGGGCAGUGUUUACUCUUUAAACUCUGUUUUUAUGAGCUUUAACUAAUCUAUAUUGCAUCUGUACAGUGCAUAUUUUGUUCUCUUAGCUCUCUUGCUCUCUGAGUGUCUCUGCCGUGGGUUUAUCCUCUGUUCUAUCUGAAUGUUGGGUAGGCUAGCUCUAGUCAUUGUGGUGUGCUCGCGUAGCAUGGAGUAAUGCAGAUAAUGCCUGUAAAAUCUCCCCUGCAGAGAACAGAGACAGCUCUGAGAGCUCUGUCAGAUAUGUACACAGUCUAGUGCUUUUAUUCAGUGAAUAUCACUCCUCUUUGGGUGUCUGUGCGGGCGUGUGUAAGAAAGAGUGUAUGUUCUGAUGUGUGUCUGUGUGUGUGACCAGUGAACACACUUCUGGCUGCUGGUUCUUCACUGCUUGUGUUUGUUGAGGGGGAGGGGAGAAAAUGGAGGGGAGGGGACACCGCAUGGUCAAGAGAUGGAGUUUGCCUGGAGCAGGUGAUGAUCUGGAUGGAAAUAAAUACUAAAUAGUCAGCUCUACUGAUUAAACACACAAAUCUGUAGUUUAGUCUUUGUAUAGUCACAUUGCUUUGAGUUGGAAAUUGGCCUGAGAAGAUCACUGGAGUUAGUUCGGUGCAAAUGUAUCAGUUGGAAUAGAUAAAUCUUCUCCAGAUCAAAAUCCAAUCUCUGAACCAAUGCUUUUCAGUGGCAGUGAAGUGAUACACUUAUACUCUGCUACUACUGUCUCCAGCCUGCCUUCUACCCCACAGCCACACCCCCAAACCCAUGGCUAAAUCUGAUGUCACGUUCGCUCAGCUGUGACUGCUGCAUGACCUAAUCAGAGGGAAACACUUACUAUAUAGAGAUAUAUAUGAAUAUAGAUAUAGAUUGCUAUGAUUUUACUAUUUUUGUUUAUGAUUUUUAUCCAUUACUCACACAAGAGAUUUGUGUAUGUACUGUCUCUGCUAAGCCUUUGCAUAUUGACACCCUCUGCACCCACUCACAAUGGACAUCUACAAUGUAACUAAACCUUCUAGAUAUUUGUAAAUGCUAAAUAGUGUGAUGCCCUGAAGCUCUUGAUCAGUCCUUUCCUUUCUUUUCGCUUUUGUUUUUGAGAACUUAAGGAGAGGGGGGAAAAAACAACAAAAAAAAACAACAAAAAAAUAUAUAUAUCACUUUUGUGUCUGGCUUCAACAUACUGAUCUAACACUGUAUUACUGUAACUGAAUUAUUAUGUAUUACAGCUCUAUCUCUUCUCUUUCACCCCUUUGAAAAAUAAAAAAAUAAGCUUCAAGAAAAUGUAAAAAAAAAAACUUAUGUAAAAUACAGUAUAUGUAGUGUAUGCUUGUACCUAGUGAGCGUUCAUGCUGUCAUCUUUUCUCAGUGUCUGGUGGUGGUCAGUAGGUGGCUCAUCUGUUGUCAAACCUUCUUUUGUACACCUGCUCAUCAAAAUGUGACGGUGAAGUAGUAAAAUCCAUUACUCUU